Rhododendron vialii is the source of this 6140-nucleotide messenger RNA. RefSeq names its product DDT domain-containing protein PTM-like. The coding region runs from base 597 to 5690 and encodes 1697 amino acids. The transcript has 9 exons. The record is from RefSeq and is a predicted model, not a curated record. Lineage: Eukaryota; Viridiplantae; Streptophyta; Magnoliopsida; Ericales; Ericaceae.
CUGAUCCGGAGACGCUCUGAGUUAUCCAGUUGGCAAAUCCGGUACGGAAUCGUGUUCCGAUUCCACCGAUCCAAGUGUUUUUGCUAAACUAGCUCAACCCAACCCAGUGUCUCUCUUCCCUCGUUAGGGCUCGUACCUCACCGCAACUCUCUCUCUCUCUCUCUCUCUCUCUAAGAAGGUCCCCGGAAGACGUCUUUAAAGGCGGUUAUUGAUCCCCGUAUGUGGUACAUUUCGUUCUCACAUUCGCGCACGCGCGCAUUCGAUGCACUGAGAUACUAUUCACUUUCUACGCUCAUUUCCUCAUUUUUGGUGUUUUGUUUCCUCUUGAUUAUUGUUUGUUCGUGAUAUAUACUGGGGAAAAAAACCCCUCGAAUAGUGCAAGGGUUUUUAUUCACUUGGGUUUGAUUGCAGUGAAGUCCACUCCUUCCAGUCUUGGAUCGCUCGGUGCAAGAAAUUGAACCACGUGGUUCUUUACGAUUGGGGGCGGUUUUAUCGAAGUAGGAUGGAUUGAAGGGGAGUUUAGAUUUGUUUUUGGAACCCUUGAAUUGGUGGAAGUCUGGGUUUUAUGUUGGUUUGAUUGAAUUUGGGUUGUUCAAAUGGAACCUGAGGAGAGGAGACCAGAACGGCGAGGGAGAAAAAGGAGGAGGGUGGAUUCGCAAAAUGCUUCGGUGGAUAGGCAAGAAAAGAGGCAGGUGAAUGAGACGAGGUCGAAGGCAUUGGUCGGGAGGUAUGUGAGGAAGGAGUUUGAGGGUAGUGGUGUUUUCCUUGGGAAGAUAGUUUAUUAUGAUUCUGGGCUAUACAGAGUUGAAUAUGAAGAUGGGGAUUGUGAGGAUUUGGAGAGCAGUGAAGUGAGGGAUUUUCUCGUUGGGGACAACGAUUUCGAUGGUGGGUUGAUGUUAAGGAAGAAGAAGUUAGAUGAGUUAAUCGUGAAGAAAGAUGUGAAGACCGCGGAUAUGGUGGUGGAGGGGAAAGUAGCGGCUUUGAUGAGUGUUGAAGUAUGUUCGGUGAGUGGUUUUGGUAAUGAUGAUGCCAAGGAAAUUGAUGCCGUUCAAGUCGAUGGCGAUGCUGAUUCAUCUAGUGAUUCUUGUGAGCAUGCUCUGGACAGGGAUGCUAGCUUGGAGGUUGAUGCCCCUGUUGUCCUUCCACCACAAUUGCCCGCUUCCUCUGGAACUAUUGGUGUUCCAGAGGAGAGUGUUUCCCACCUUUUCUCUGUAUAUUGUUUCUUGCGCUCAUUUAGUAUCCAGCUGUUUUUGAGCCCCUUUGGACUUGAUGAUUUCGUGGGAUCACUCAACUGUCUUGUCCCGAACACAUUGUUGGAUGCCAUUCAUGUUGCUCUCAUGCGCGUGCUGAGGCGUCAUCUUGAAAUCCUCUCUUCGAAUGGUUCUGAGCUGGCAUCAAAAUGUCUGAGGUUAAAUGAUUGGAGCUUGCUAGAUACAUUGACUUGGCCUGUUUACUUAGCCCAGUAUCUAAUGGUAAUGGGAUAUACUAAUGGACCAGAAUGGAAGGGAUUUUACAUUGAUGUUUUUGAGAAGGAUUAUUGCACCUUAUCCGUGAGUCUGAAGUUGAUGAUUUUGCAAAUAUUGUCCGAUGAUGUUUUAGAAUCUGAUGAGCUACGGGCAGAAAUCGACACGCGUGAAGAAGCAGAGGUUGGAAUAGAUUCUGAUGCUGUUGCAAAUGUUGCUUCGGAACCUGGCCUGAGAAGGGUUCAUCCAAGAUACUCAAAGACUUCUGCUUGCAAAAACAAAGAAGAUGUGGAGAUCAUAGCAGAAACACAUGGAACAAGAUCUAAUUGUUUCUCAAGUUCCUUGGGUGUACAUGGCAAUGAAAUGGAAGUGGAUGCUGAUAUUGCCCAUGAUGGUAAUGUUGAUGAAUGCAGGCUUUGUGGUAUGGAUGGAACUUUGCUCUGUUGUGAUGGGUGUCCGUCAGCUUUCCAUUCAAGAUGUAUAGGUGUGACCAAAAUGUUUAUACCGGAAGGGGAUUGGUAUUGCCCAGAGUGUACAAUUAACAAGACGGGGCCAGCAAUUACACGGGGUACAUCUCUUAGAGGAGCUGAGGUUUUUGGUAUUGAUUCGUAUGGACAAGUGUUUUUGGGUACUUGCAAUUAUUUACUGGUGCUGAAGAUUUCAAUCAACUCAGAUCCAUGUCUUAGAUACUACAACCACAAUGACAUUCCAAAUGUCCUGCAAGCACUGUGUUCCUCUGUGCAACAUGUUGUUCUGUACUCUGAGAUUUGCAAGGAAAUUCUACAGUAUUGGGAUAUUCCAAAAGAGACUGUACCUCUUGCUGAAGCAUUUGAAAUGGGCAAAAGGUCAGCAGACGUAGAUGGUGAGUGUUCUCUUCCAUCACUUCCUUUCCUGGGUAAGGAGAGUUGUAAUGGUAAAGAUGUGGUUGAAAGUGAGAACUUAGCAAGUUGUGUAACUGGGGAUAGUGCAGCACAUGCGGUAGUUUCAUGCCUGGAAAACUCUGGUGAAGAGCCUGGGUUCAACAGAAGUUUGUUGGAUACAAUGCCCCAAACAGAACACCCUGGGCAGCAAAGGAGUGGCGACACUGCAACAAAAGCUGUUUCUUGUCUUAGUAAUACAGGGUACUCUUUGAAGACUAUAGCGGAUUUAUCUCUGUCUUCUGGUUUAGUUAGCCAGCAGGUUGAUCCAUGUAGUCUAAGUCAACAAUGCAUCACUGGAACAUCAAGCUCAACAGAAUUAGGGAUAUGUAAUUCAGGAAAUAGCGAUAGAGGUUACGGAGGAAAAGUGAAUGGUAUAUGUGUUGCAGUUAACAUGUCCUCUCAAAUCAAAGAAUACAGAGGGUGCGUUGGUGGGAUAGGGUGCACAAAGUUAUCUGAUCAUUUUCUAUACACGGGUUCCCAUUUUAAGUCUCAAGUCUAUGUAAAUAACUAUGUCCAUGGAGAUUUUGCUGCUUCUGCUGCUGCCAAUCUGGCGAUUCUUUUGGCGGAAGAAAAUCGGGGUUCGGAGUCUCAUGCGUCAGAUGCACGGAGAAAAGCCGUGUCUGCUAACAAUUCACUGCAACUCAAAGCUUUCUCAUCAGCUGCAAUACGUUUUUUCUGGCCGAAUCCUGAAAAGAAGCUUGUGGAAGUCCCAAGAGAAAGGUGUGGUUGGUGUCUCUCUUGCCAGGCUUCUGCUUCAAGCAGGAGAGGAUGUUUGUUGAAUGCUGCUGCCUCAAAUGCCAUUAAAGGUGCUAUGAAAAUUCUUUCUGGCCUUCGUUCGGUAUCGAAUGUAGAUGGAAGCCUUUAUGGAAUUGCAAUGUACGUUAUGUUCUUGGAGGAGAGUUUAUGUGGACUGACAGGUGGUCCCUUCCGGAGUGCUAUGUACAGAAAGCAAUGGCGUAAACAAUUAGAGCAGGCUUCAACUUGCAGUGCAAUAAAGACCCUCUUGCUCAAGCUUGAGGAAAACAUCCGUAUUGUUGCUCUUUCUGGGGACUGGGCUAAACUUGUGGAUAAUGGGCCAGUUGAAUCUUCUGCGAUCCAAAGUGCUGUAUGUGCUGCUGGAUUAACUCGGAAACGCAGACCAAGUGUGAGGCGGGGUAGGAAAUCAUCUGCUGUAUCUGAUGUCUCAUCUGAGGAUUCCCUAGAUAGCUCAAGUGACUUCAACUGGUGGCGAGGAGGGAUGCUAUCAAAGAAAAUAUUGCAAAGAGGAGUCUUACCAUUCCCAGUAAUUAAGAAAGCAGCUCGUCUAGGUGGUUGUAGAAAGAUUCCUGGUGUUUGCUAUACUGAAGAUUCUGAGAUCCCAAAAAGAAGCAGACAGUUUAUUUGGAGAGCUGCAGUUGAAAUGAGUAAGAAUGCAUCACAACUUGCGCUUCAGGUCAGGUACCUAGACUUUCAUGUAAGAUGGGGCGAUCUUGUUCGUCCUGAACAGAACCUUCAAGAUGGAAAAGGUCCAGAGACAGAAGCUUCUGCUUUUAGAAAUGCGUCUGUUUGUGAUAAGAAAACUAUGAAAGACAAGGUUAUAUAUGGAGUCGCUUUUGGGAAUCAAAAGCAUCUCCCUUCCCGCGUCAUGAAGAGUAUUAUCGAUAUUGAUAAAGGAGAAGAUGGAAAAGAGAAAUACUGGUUUUCUGAAACUCUUGUUCCUCUAUAUUUGAUCAAACAGUAUGAAGAGAAGGAAGACAAAGUGCUUCCGCCAUUGGCUGAGAAUCCUGUGAAUGUGCUCUCUGAUUUACAAAGACUGCAGCUGAAAGCUUCCCGUGAGGAUAUUUUUUCUUACCUUUCACUUAAGAGAGACAAUUUGGACAAGUGCUGUUGUGCUUCAUGUCAACUGGAUGUUUUACUUAGGAAAUCAGUCAAGUGCAGUGCAUGUGGAGGUUUUUGUCAUGAGCGGUGUUGCAUCUGUUCAGCAAGUGGCAGUAGUGACAACGUUGGGUUUUUGAUCACCUGCAAACAAUGUUACCAUUCCACUACUCUCCCCCAAAGUGACAAGAGUAACGAAUCAACAAGCCCUUUGGUUUUGCAAGGGCAAAAGAUUCGGAAUGCAGUUACAGUCAGUAAAGGUGCCAAGCAGAAAAGCUUAAAUCAACCAUUAGCAUCCGUCGGACAUUUAAAAAGUUCUUCGAAGACAAAACCAGCCAUGAAUGGUUCUAACUUGGCAACAAAAAAACGACCCAAGUUAUGUUCUUGGGGUUUGAUACUGAAAAAAAACUCCAAAGACAGUGGAACGGAUUUCAGAUUGAAUUAUAUUCGUCUUAGGAGCAACUCGGAUGAGAGCAGGUCAGGACCUGUUUGUCACCUGUGCCGUAAGCCUUAUAAUGCUGAUCUCAUGUAUAUUUGCUGUGAAAUGUGCACUAGAUGGUAUCAUGCUGCAGCAGUAGAACUUGAGGAAUCAGAAAUUUUUGAAGUGGCGGGUUUCAGAUGCUGUAGGUGUCGUAGGGUAACAUUACCUUCAUGCCCUUACUCGGAUCCGGAGAGCAAUGCAAUGGUGACAGCCAAGGGGUUCCCCAGAGCUCCAAAUAUGGGGAAUUCAAUAGUGGAGCAGGAUUAUGAUAUCUUCUCUGGACAAUAUAAAAGGUUGGAAUCAAAUAGUCCAGUGUUGCCAGAAAAUGAGGGAAUUUUGUGUGCACCAGAGGAGGAUAGUCUUCUUUUUUCUCUUUCAAGUGAUCAGCAAUUUAGAGAACACGAUCGGGAAAUGGAUUUUGAGUGGAAUACCAUUACUACUGCUGCUUCUGGAACUGUUCCUCAGAAACUACCAAUUAGAAGGCAUAUGAAGUCUGAGAGGAAUGGAGAUUAUCCAACUACGGGCGAGUUAUCAACACCAAUUGAGCCAAACAAUCUCUUGAACCCUGGAGAUGUAUCAUUAUCUCCUAAGUUGGAGUGGGAUGUUUCUGAAAACGUUUUUUCCGAAGAUGGUGUAGCGUUUGACUGGGAAGGUCUGAACUAUGAGGAUAUGGAGUUUGAGCCCCAAACCUACUUCUCAUUUACAGAGUUGCUGGCAUCUGAUGAUGGUGGCCAGGUGGGUCAAGGUGAUGCAUCCGGAGAUGUAUUGGCUAUGAACUAUCAACAAGAACCUACAAUUUCCGUAGGAGCCACUGGUGAUACUUUGCCUUGUCAGAUAUGUUCAGGGCCAUUACCUGAUCUUCCUUGCCAGAUUUGUGGUACGUGGGUGCACAUCCAUUGCUCACAGUUGGUGGAGCAGUCAUCUUGGGAGGGUGGCAACUGGAGGUGUGGCCAGUGCCAGGAGUGGCGGUAGUUAAUUUCGUCAUACCAGGUUUUGGAAUUUUGUCUGUUGUUAAGUGAGUCGAGAAAUGGAGUACACAGUUGAACUAUUAAGGUUUGUACAGCUAUAAAGUAAGCUUCUGAAAAGAUGGUGCUGCUUCCGGUCAGGUUAUCUCGUCCGAUAAAUUUCAGUAUUUUGAUUGGUAUUCUUGGAAGAUUGAUUUAGAAUCAUAGGCUUUGUCUGAUCAGUAUUAUUAGAAGUUACGAAAUUGUCGGCUUGGUUUUGGUGUCUGCUUCCCGGACUAGUACCGUGAAGGUUGGAAUCACAUUGGGAGCUGUGAUAUUUACUCAGAUAUUGGUGGGUUUAGAAAGAUUUGUUUUGCCUUGUCUAAUUCUUUUGGCUUUUGUGACCAGAAUUUAACUCUUCUAUUUGAAGAUUAGUAACGAGUCUAAUGAUUGAAUCUCUGAAGCUCUAUUUUAUCAA